GCCGAGCCAGAGCCUCUCUGCUUUUCCCCCCACAACAAAUUUAACCCCAGCUGCAACUUUUCUUCCGCUGGCGGGGCUGAGUUGGGGCUCCAGCGGUGCUGGGGUGGUUUUUUUCCCCUCUCUCCCCCCUCCCCUAGACUGCUUUUAGCGGGGGGGGGGGGGGAGGGUGGGGAAUCCUUUUUAUUGCAAAGCCCGGCUCGCUUUGCAAGCCUUCCUCCUCCUCCUUCUCCUCCUCCUCCUCCUCCCUUGCUUUUUGUGCCCGCCGCAGCAGGGCUGGCCAGGCCGGGGGGAGGGAAGCGAUGGGAAAGGGGGGAGGUCGCCCCCUCCUCUCCCUCUGUGUGUUUUUUUUGCAGGUGUGUCAAUUUUAAUUCUGCCCAGUAGGUGGGACUUGGUGACUUUCGCACCGGGGUUUUUUUUUUGUUAUUUAUUUAUUUCCCGGGGCUGCCUCCCCAGCCUCCCCGUUGCAAUCCUCCGGAGCGGCUGGCGGGGAGCGGCGGGCGGCCGGGCCAGCAUGCAUCCCCGCCCGCUGCCGCUGCCGCUACCCUAGCGGGAAUUACAGCCUCUCCGAGCCAGCUGCCAGCAUGAUUUCAUCUGCUGGAGGAUUUUUGCAUCUGAUCGCUUGAGGUUUUGUUGUUUUUUUGGGGUUUUUGCCUUUUUUUUUUUUUUGUGCUUUUUUUUUUUUCCUCCCUCUGUCUUUGUUUCCUUCCCCCUUUCCCCCCCUUCCCCUCCCUUUAUCCCCCCCUUUCCUCCUCCUCCUCUUUUUUAGAAGCAGCAAUCGGAGAUGGAUGUCUCUCUUUGCCCUACCAAGUGCACUUUCUGGAGGGUAUUUUUGCUCUGGAGCAUUUGGGGAGACUAUCUGCUUUCGGUGCUGGCUUGCCCUGCUAAUUGUCUUUGCAGCAAGACAGACAUCAAUUGCAAGAAACCGGAUGAUGGGAACCUCUUCCCUCUCUUGGAAGGGCAGGAUUCAGGCAGCAGCAAUGGCAACACGAGCAUCAAUAUCACGGACAUCUCAAGGAAUAUCACUUCCAUACACAUAGAGAACUGGAAGAACUUGCAGACGCUGAAUGCCGUUGACAUGGAGCUGUACACGGGACUCCAGAGGCUGACAAUCAGGAACUCAGGACUACGAAACAUCCAGCCACGCGCCUUUGCCAAGAACCCUCACCUGCGCUACAUAGACCUCUCUGGGAACCGGCUCACCACUCUGUCAUGGCAACUCUUCCAGACCCUGCGACUCUUUGAACUGAGACUAGAGAGGAACCUUUUUAACUGCAGCUGUGACAUCCGCUGGAUCCAGCUCUGGCAGGAGAAGGGUGAGGCGAACCUGCAGUACCAGGAGCUCUACUGCAUGAACAUGGACGCAGCCAUCAUCCCUUUGCAGGAGAUGAACAUCACCCAGUGUGACCUCCCUGAGAUCAGCGUGAGCCAUGUGAACCUGACGGUGCGGGAAGGAGAGAACGCUGUCAUCACCUGCAACGGCUCAGGCUCGCCACUGCCUGAUGUUGACUGGACGGUGGCCGAUCUCCACUCCAUCAACACACACCAGACCAACCUCAACUGGACCAAUGUUCAUGCCAUCAAUUUGACCUUGGUGAAUGUCACCAGUGAGGACAACGGGUUCCUGCUUACCUGCAUUGCCGAGAACGUGGUGGGGAUGAGCAAUGCCAGUGUGCUGCUCACCGUCUACUAUCCCCCUCGCAUCCUAACCCUGGAGGAGCCGGUGCUACACCUGGAGCACUGCAUUGCAUUUGCAGUGCAUGGGAACCCAGCUCCCACCCUUCACUGGCUGCACAACGGCCAGGUUCUCCAGGAGACAGAGAUCAUCCACAUGGAGUUUUACCAACAAGGGGAAGUGUCUGAGGGUUGCCUGCUCUUCAACAAACCCACUCACUACAACAAUGGCAACUACACAAUUGUGGCCACCAACCAGCUGGGCUCAGCCAACCAAACCAUCAAAGGACAUUUCCUUGAAAAACCUUUUCCAGAGAGUACGGACAACUUUGUCUCAAUUGGUGAUUAUGAAGUGAGUCCCACCCCACCAAUCACUGUGACCCACAAGCCGGAGGAGGACACUUUUGGGGUUUCCAUAGCGGUUGGGCUGGCAGCUUUUGCUUGUGUCCUCUUGGUCGUCCUCUUUAUUAUGAUCAACAAGUAUGGUCGGCGGUCCAAGUUUGGGAUGAAAGGUCCCGUGGCAGUGAUCAGCGGAGAGGAGGAUUCAGCCAGUCCCCUCCACCACAUCAAUCACGGCAUCACGACGCCCUCAUCCCUGGAUGCUGGCCCGGACACGGUGGUGAUCGGCAUGACCCGCAUUCCUGUCAUCGAGAACCCCCAGUACUUCCGACAAGGUCACAACUGCCACAAGCCAGACACGUGUUUCAGAGAAAUUAUGUUGAAUCCAAUAAGCCUCCCUGGACAUUCCAAACCUCUUAACCAAGGCAUUUAUGUUGAGGAUGUCAGUGUUUAUUUCAGCAAAGGACGUCAUGGCUUUUAAAAACUCCUUAAAAGUCCCUGUUCUGAUGUCAAGUUUAUAGGCUGUGCCCUCAAAAUGGUGGGAAGCAGUAAGCGUGGUCUGUAUGGAUUGAGGUCUCCUCCUAAUAGGACUCUACAGCCCUGCCUGUACACACGUUAAAGCCAACUGAAACUGUGGUUUUCUGUCACCAGAUAAACAGGGUUGUUCUUUUCCUCCAAUGGUCGCUGUGUUCGUUAAAUAUUCCUGCAAGGCACAACAGCAGCAAUGAGAGCAAAUAAAGAGAAUUAAAACCCAAUUGAAAGGAGUCAUCCUAAUAACACAGUAAAUAAUUGUACUUUUGCUUUAAAAUAAAACACACAACAAAACCAACCAAGCCAACCAAACUGACAUCUUUAGUCAUGUCCUCCCUGCUUGGAGUUUUCCUUGUAAGCUUGUGUCUUCGCAACACCCAGUGAAUGCCGCCAUCACCUCUUACGUGGCACCGCCAUGGGAGGUCUCCCAGAGUGAGCCGAGGCGGGGGGAGCCUGGAAGAAACUAAAGCAGAACGAAGACUUUUGGUAAGAACAAAGGCAGCCCCGCUCCCAGUUCUUGCACAGAAAAUAAUGUUGGAAGGAAUAAUAAUGGAAAGAAAAAAAAAAAAAUCUUACUUCUCUGACAGGAAGAGAAUGUGGUUAUCUUUGAAGUGCACAUAUUCUAGGAGGCUUUUUUUGUUUGUCUGUCUGUGUGUGUUGGAGCGGCUUGUUGGAUCUGACUAUAUCGUUGUCGUACUCUGGUCUCUCCCUGCUGCUUGAAUGAUGAGCUUUAUCUGAGGAGUUGCCUGGGCUUCCUGCAUGGAUGGAGAAUCCAUAGCGCAGGACGGUCCGUGUCCUUGCCAGGACUAGGGCAGUAAGCAAAGUGGAAAAGCAUAUCAGGCGCACCCAGGUCCCAGUUGCCGGGCCUUUUCCAGCCCCCUUUAGCUCUGCCCUGUAUUCCCACUCAGCUAGAGAUUGAUUGUAACCCAGUCACGUACCCAGAACCAUCAGCUCAAGGCAGACUGACUGAAGGGGAGGAAAAAUAAGUAAUCUGUUGCUUCUUCUCUGGCAUAAACAAGAAUAUCGAUCCUAUUCUCUGGCCGAUAUUCGUAUUCUCUCCCCCUCUCCCAUCCCACUUUUGUCUUACUUCAUCCAAAGCCUCUCAGAUGGAAAAGUAAACCCUUUGAUACUGUCCUCAAGAGAAGGCAGCUGCCCUUGCGGCAACUUUGCAGGGCUUUCCUUGGACUCUCUGAAUGUCACGUGUACGGGAAACACAGAUUUGCUCGCACAUAUCAGUGAUAACCUAUAAGCAAGGCAGAUUUUCUCUAGAGAAAAAAGAAAAACCUUCCAAAAGCUUCAGGUGGGGCCAGAUCCUUUUCUGAGAGGAGCAUUGAACCAGGAGCUUGCUCACCAGCCACUCAGCUUGUCUUGCCUUCUCAGUGGCCUGAGACGACCUUAUCACAUCAGGGAGGUCUCUCAAUCACCAGCCCUGAAGGGUUGCUGCCACUGGAAAGAGUCAUGGUGCCCCUUCGCCAGAACUGGGCAGAAGCCUCAGAAUGGGAUGUUCUGCUUCAUCCUGCCUUUACGGGUGACCUGCAUGAAUCGCCCUGGAGAUUGACAGGAGGUUUUAUUAUCGGCUUUCCCAUAAGGAUGUCCCUGGGACUAUUCCAUUCUCUUGCUUCUUCUCCUGGUUUGCUGGCAUUAAAAGGUAAAGUGCAAUAGAAGAGUACAGGAGAAACAGUAGCAGAUUGCUUUAAGUUAAUGGACAUGCCUUAGGGGGGCAUCUGCGUUAGGACGAGGAGGCCUGGCUCAGGUUGGAUGGCUUCAGAAACCAUGACCAAAACUCUCAACAAUGUUUCCUGCCCGCAUCGGAGCUGGAAAUGCAAGAGGUGCACCGCCAGAGAGGACCUGCGGCCAUGUGUUAUUGACACCUCAAUUCUGCAGAUUCACAGAGUGAGGAGGAGCUUCGCCAAGCGUGUGAAUCACUGGGUGCUUGUCUGAACUGAAUUCCCCCAUCUCCUGGAAGUCACCCACCUGACCUGGGGAUGUCUUGUCCGUCUGAACUGUCUCCUCUCCCUAGCACUGUUCAGGGGACUCUGCUCUCAACCGUGUGUAUCAGUCGUAGAGAUACAUCCGUGGGCCUGGACCAGAAGCCUAUAUCCAAACACCCUAGCAGAGGAAGGGUUGAAUUUUACAGCUCAGGUCCAUCUCUGCUUAGAAGAAAUCCUCUGGACCGUACAGCAUAAUUUAAAGCAGUUCUCCCCACUGUGAUCGAUGUCUCAAUUUGUUUAACGCCAAUUAAAGUCUCUGGUUCCUCACUGCUGAAAACGAAAGCCAGUCAUGGCCGUUUGCGAUUGGUGGCUUUAAGUAGCAAGUCUAAGGAUGUUUUUUUUUUUAAAUUUUAUUUUAUUUUUAAUUAUUGUAAAUCAUUACCUCAUUUUCUGUCAAUGAGACUCUUCCAUCUUUGAGCAUUCUUAUCUUGCCAUAACUAUCAUCCUGUGCUAAUGGGAAAUGGGAUGGUCCCUUUUCACAGAGACUAUAGGGGUGUUCAAUGUCUAGUUUCUUAAUAAACACUUUAUUUUCUAACGAAA
Molecule: messenger RNA, 5072 nt
Organism: Chroicocephalus ridibundus (black-headed gull)
Lineage: Eukaryota; Metazoa; Chordata; Aves; Charadriiformes; Laridae
Gene: NTRK3
Product: neurotrophic receptor tyrosine kinase 3
Exons: 13
Coding region: 782-2491 (569 amino acids)
Biological process (GO): homophilic cell-cell adhesion; positive regulation of neuron projection development; protein phosphorylation
Cellular component (GO): plasma membrane; axon; signaling receptor complex
Molecular function (GO): ATP binding; cell-cell adhesion mediator activity; neurotrophin receptor activity
Source: RefSeq, a predicted model, not a curated record